Molecule: messenger RNA, 1058 nt
Organism: Merops nubicus (carmine bee-eater)
Lineage: Eukaryota; Metazoa; Chordata; Aves; Coraciiformes; Meropidae
Gene: PDIK1L
Product: PDLIM1 interacting kinase 1 like
Exons: 2
Coding region: 33-1058 (341 amino acids)
Biological process (GO): protein phosphorylation
Molecular function (GO): ATP binding; protein kinase activity
Source: RefSeq, a predicted model, not a curated record
UUCCCCCUUCCCCAGAACCUUUGAUCUUGAAGAUGGUGAGUAGCCAGCCUAAGUACGAUCUAAUUCGGGAGGUUGGUCGUGGCAGUUAUGGUGUGGUGUACGAAGCAGUCGUCAGGAAGACCUCUGCCCGGGUGGCGGUGAAAAAGAUUCGGUGCCAUGCUCCAGAGAACGUGGAACUAGCUCUGCGUGAGUUCUGGGCACUUAGCAGUAUCAAGAGCCAGCAUCCCAACGUCAUUCACCUGGAGGAGUGCAUCUUGCAGAAAGAUGGCAUGGUGCAGAAGAUGUCCCAUGGCUCCAGUUCCUCCCUUUAUUUACAGCUUGUAGAGACCUCGUUAAAAGGAGAGAUAGUCUUUGACCCCAGAAGUGCUUAUUACCUCUGGUUUGUGAUGGAUUUCUGUGAUGGGGGAGACAUGAACGAGUACCUGCUGUCCCGAAAGCCCAGCCGCAGGACCAACACCAGCUUCAUGCUGCAGCUGAGCAGCGCGCUGGCCUUCCUGCACAGGAACCAGAUCAUCCACAGGGACCUCAAACCCGACAACAUCCUCAUCUCCCAGAGCAGGUUGGACACCACCGACUUAGAGCCUACCCUGAAAGUAGCUGAUUUUGGGCUCAGCAAAGUGUGCUCGGCCUCGGGACAGAACCCCGAGGAGCCGGUCAACGUAAACAAGUGUUUUCUAUCCACUGCGUGUGGGACUGACUUCUAUAUGGCCCCUGAAGUUUGGGAGGGACACUACACUGCCAAAGCAGACAUCUUUGCCUUGGGGAUCAUCAUCUGGGCAAUGCUGGAAAGAAUCACGUUCAUAGAUACAGAAACAAAGAAGGAGCUCCUGGGGAGUUACGUCAAGCAGGGGACGGCCAUCGUGCCUGUGGGAGAGGCCCUUCUGGAGAACCCCAAAAUGGAACUGCUCAUCCCUGUGAAGAAGAAAUCCAUGGAUGCCCGGAUGAAGCAGCUGAUCAAGGAGAUGCUGGCUGCCAACCCACAGGACCGACCCGACGCCUUCGAGCUGGAGCUGCGCUUAGUCAACAUAGCUUUCAAAGACAGCAGCUGGGACACGUGA